This is a messenger RNA of Medicago truncatula (barrel medic), 948 nucleotides long. Its product is annotated as nucleosome assembly protein 1;2. Gene Ontology annotation, biological process: nucleosome assembly. The record is from RefSeq and is a predicted model, not a curated record. The transcript is spliced from 10 exons. Gene Ontology annotation, cellular component: nucleus. The coding region runs from base 1 to 948 and encodes 315 amino acids. NCBI's taxonomy places the organism in Eukaryota, Viridiplantae, Streptophyta, Magnoliopsida, Fabales, Fabaceae.
AUGGCCAACGACAACAAUAACCAAAUGCCUUCAUUGGAAUAUCCCUCUGUUCAAGAUGGUGGUGCUCGUGUUGACCUUGGUGAAUAUUUCAAGAACAGGAUUCAAGACUUGGCUGGGCAGUUCUCUAGGGUUAUGGGGUAUCUAUCUCUGUCCCCCAAUCCUAAGAAACGUGUUGAUUUUCUCAGAGUGAUUCAGAGAGAACAUGAUGAAUUGAAGGAAAAGUUUUUGGAGGAGAGAGCAGCUCUUGAAGCCAAAUACCAAUUAUUGUAUCAACCAUUGUUCGCUAAGCGUUAUGAAAUUGUGAAUGGCCUUGCUGAAGUGGAAGGGGUAGCAAUGGGAACUGCAACUGAUACAGCUGAAGAGAAAGGAGUUCCUUGUUUCUGGCUAGUUGCACUAAAAAACAAUGAAGUGGUAGCUGAUGUGAUUACUGACCGCGAUGAGGAAGCUCUAAAGUACCUCAAAGAUAUCAAAUAUACCAAGAUGGUAGAACCGCUAGGGUUCAAACUCGAGUUCUUUUUUGAUCCCAAUCCGUAUUUUUCAAACACGGUCCUGACCAAAACUUAUCACAUGCUUGAUGAGGACGAGCCUUUACUGGAGAGGGCUUUUGGGACGGUAAUUAAUUGGCUGCCCGAGAAGUCUUUGACUAAGAUUGCAAAUGAAAAGCAAAAGAAUGAUUUGAAGAAUGUGGAACCAGUUAUCGAUACUCCUCCGUGUGAAAGUUUCUUUAACUUUUUCGACCCACCGGAGAUACCUGAAAAUGACGUGGAUAUUGACGAAGAUGCUUGUUAUGAACUUCAGGAUGUUAUGGAACGGGACUAUGACAUUGGGUCAACCAUAAGGGACAAGAUCAUCCCCCAUGCUGUUGUAUGGUUUACUGGGGAGGCUGUUGAUGGAGAGGGCGAUGAGGACGAUGAUAUGUACGACGACUUGGAUGAUGGCGAGGUAUAA